GUCCAACUUCGAACCACAUUCCACAGGCAACAUCUUCUUGAAACCACCGUAACUUACCUAUAAGAUCUCUUUCCUAUCAUCUUGACAAUACUCGCGCAACAAUGGCAGAGACACAGCAAGAUCCAGACGUGUACCGUCUACAGUACGAGGCAUCGCGCGCUUUGUUUGAUGUCGACCUGCAAGGCUGCAUUUCAGCCGCAAAGCACAGCCUGGUUGACCCUACGCUUCCGCCGUACUGGUUUAUUAAGAAUUGCAUUCUGGUGGCAUGCGCACUUGAGAAUUGGCGUGACGCGGAUAUUUUUCGCACAACUGCCGAGGCCGUCUAUCAUGAGACCCUCGCAGAAGUAACAGGUGAAGACGACGAUGGGUCACUAGAGCUCCUCAAAGAUGUUGCAGAAGAGUUGGAGUCACUGGAGCAGUUCAGGGAGGAGGAAAUGUUCGAGCUGACUGGCAUCAGUAUUGUCCACGCGUGGGACGACGAAGAGAUAAAUGACAUAGGGGUGUAUCAGGAGAGUUUUGGUGCAAUGGAUGGUGAAAUGGACGCGUUCCCGUAUGGCUACAGCGAGUUCAGCGAAGAUUAUGUUCAGCACAACUCCUUGGAUGGUGCCACGGGUGAUGGAGCCGCCGAGAAUUUCGAACUCCCUGUCCACACCAAGGACCCAAGAGCCAUAACUAAAGCGGCCGAAGCGCCGAGUCUUAUCUGCGAACGCGAAGAGGCUGGCGCUGUCAAUGACUGCGAACAUACUCCCCCGCAAGAAGCGCUCUGCUAA
Molecule: messenger RNA, 770 nt
Organism: Boeremia exigua
Lineage: Eukaryota; Fungi; Ascomycota; Dothideomycetes; Pleosporales; Didymellaceae
Exons: 2
Coding region: 102-770 (222 amino acids)
Source: RefSeq, a predicted model, not a curated record